Molecule: messenger RNA, 2568 nt
Organism: Vicia villosa (hairy vetch)
Lineage: Eukaryota; Viridiplantae; Streptophyta; Magnoliopsida; Fabales; Fabaceae
Exons: 3
Coding region: 140-2032 (630 amino acids)
Source: RefSeq, a predicted model, not a curated record
UAGUGCGCGCCAUUUUUUUCAUUGCUCUCACUCACUAAAUAACCUAAACUCACAACACAACAUCAUUAGAUUAGGGUUUCCUCUCUUCAGCUUCAACGCCAAGAACCGCACGCACCAACCUUCACUUCUCAGUAACGUAAUGGUCAAGAGCCAAAGAAUCGAUUCUUUUUUCAAAAGGACAGUUGCUCAAAAAGAUGACAAUGUUAUUCACGCGGAAAACUCGGAUCAAAUUCGGAAGAAUCGACUAUGUUUAGAGACUUCAAUUGACAUUACUCGUUUUUUAACAAUUCAAGAUUGGGCUUUUUGUGGUGAAGGCGAAACCAGCGAAGAAAGAAACCAAGAUGCUUUUCUUUCACUGUUAAAACUCACAGCAUCGGGUGAUGAUGAAUUAGCUAAAGUUGUAUCGGAAAAUUCCCCGUAUCUUUCCAAGUGUACGUCAUUUCAGUUUCAAAAAGAGGUUUUGCGUAUUCUUUCUGGUAAAGUGAAAAAGUAUAUCCGUGAAGAAAUUGGUGAUUCUAAAUUUUGUGUAGUUCUUGAUGGAGUUUGUGAUAAAUCGUAUGAUGAACAAAUGGCUAUUGUUUUGAGAUUUGUUGACAAAGAUGGGUUUAUACAAGAACGGUUUUUUGAUAUUGUGUGUGUUGAAGACUUUAACCCGUUAGCGCUUAAGAAAAAAGUUUGUGAUGUACUUUCUCGGCACAAUCUUGAUGUUUCUAACGUUCGUGGUCAAGGGUAUGAUGGGACUAGCGAUAUGAGAGAACAAUGGAAUGAUUUACAAGCAUUGUUUUUGAAUGAAUGUCCUUAUGCAUACUACAUUCAUUGUUUUGCUCAUAAGUUGGAACUUGCCUUGGUUGGUGCAUCAACAGAAGUUAGGCCGAUUCAACAAUUCUAUUCGCAGUUGACUCGUAUUGUCAAAUUUUUCUGUACUUGUCGUAAGCCCCAUGAUGAGUUACUAGCUGCCGAGUUAGAUGGAAUUGCACAUUUGCUAGAGAUCAACGAGCUUGAAACUGGUGAAGGGGAAGACCAACGAGUUGGUGAUACUCGUUCGAGGUCAUUUUUUUCUCCUAUUUGUAGUUUGAUAAACAUGUAUGAUGCAACUUGUUGUGUUUUAGAAAAACUUACUGAUGAUGGUUCAAAUUAUUGUCAACGUGGGGAUGCUCAUAUUGCUUACUGUUACUUCACCACAUUUGAGUUUGUAUUGAUCUUGCAUAUGAUGAAAGAUAUCAUGGGGAUAACCGUUGAUCUUUGCGAAGCUUUACAACAGCAAUCUCUGGAUUUAGUUAAUGUCAAACAUUUAGUUUGUUCUACCAAAGCACUGCUUAACAACAUCGGACAAGAUGAUUGGGAUAAGUUGUUAAAAAAGGUAACAUCUUUUUGUGAAAAAAAUGACGUUACGGUUCCUCAGCUCAAUGCUCCAUAUGUAGAAAGACCACGGCGUUCUUCUCGCCAACAGGAGGAUCACAUCACAUUAGAGCAUUAUUAUAGGGACAAAGUGUUUUUUAUUGUCAUUGGCAAACAAAUACAAGAGUUGAAUAGUAGGUUUAGUGAACAAGCAAUGGAAGUGUUGACUCUAAGCUCUGGUUUGGUUCCUAAGGGUACUUACGAUGCUUGUAGCAUUGAUAAUAUUUGUAUUCUCGUAGAAAAAUAUUAUCCCAUGGAUUUUAAUUGUCAGGAGAAGAUUGAUUUGCGAUCUCAACUUCAGCAUUUCACUAUGCUUGCUUGUCAAGAAUCGACUUUGAAGAGUUUAUUAACUAUACAAGAAUUGUGUGCAUAUUUGGUAGCAAGGAAUAAGUCAGAAUUGUUCUACUUGGUUGAAAGACUAUUCCGUCUUGUCAUGACUCUUCCGGUUUUUACGCCUACAACUGAAAGAUCUUCCUCAGCAAUGAAAAUUUUCAAGUCUAUGUUGAAAAACAUGAUGGAAGAUGAGUUUCUAGCAGAUAGCAUGAUAAUUUACAUUGAAAGGGAGAUUGCUAAAAGUUUUAGUUGUGAUUCAAUUAUUAAUGAUCUCGAGUCACUUGAAGAGCGCAGCAACUGACAGUUGUGUAGCUCUGUGAAUCAUUGUAUUAACAAACCACUAGGUACUUCUAAAAGGAAAGAUAGACUUUUCUGAAUUUGGAAUCCUGACAAAAUUAUUCUUGAAGAUUCUGUUUCCAAGUCUGAGGAAUCCAGACAAAAUGAUCAGGAUUUAAGAUCUCAAUAGCUUCCAGUAUCUAUUUUCUUUAUUAAAACUCUUUUCAUUAUUACUUUUCUAGAGAUACAAGAAACUGUGUUUUUGUUUACUAACAUAUAUUUCUGUUUUAGAAAGAAAAGUUUAAUGGUGUUAGUUUAAUGGAUCUUUCAAGGCUGUUAAGUGAAGUAGAUCAUUAGUAAAAUGAAAACUCGUCAUUUUGUACUUCAUAGUCUGCAUAACAAUGUAUUAUCAUCAAAUGGUAGAAUGUAUGCAAUCACUAUCGUUCGUUACUAUUAGAAAUUAUAUUCUAAUGAGAUACUGUUAAGGGAGUUACUAUUAUAAAUUAUAUUCUAAUGAGGUACUGUUAGGGAUGUUUAUUGUUAUAUGGUUUUGAAAAAAUU